AUGGGGUAUGGAAAGUAUUCCAAAAAGGGACAGCCAUUCGCGCUGGUGAACCCGAGCUUCUACCCCCAAGUCUUGCUGCCGCCUGAGCAGAUCGGGUGGCUGGUCAGCCAACCGGAACAUAUAUUGUCGCAUGAAAAGGCUAAUGAGGACAUUCAUGCUCUGCCGUUCCUUGCCCCAGGGUUCAACAACUACGCACACCUGGAAUUGAUUAGGGCUAUCCGCCAUGAUCUGACUCGCAACAUCGCCAACACUGAAGCAGCAUUUCGGGACGAAUUGGAGCAUACAGCUAGUGAGGCGCUGGGCCAUGCUGGUGACAGCUCAUGGCGAGAGGUCAAUCUCGCCGAAACCUUAGACACGAUUAUCUUUGGAGUGUGUUUGCGCAUCUUUUUCGGGCCCUCGCUCUGCAGAGAUGCCAAGUAUAUUCAUCUGGUCAAGACCUGGACUCGGGUCACUGGCGGCCUGAUGAUUGCCGUGUCUCAACUGGUUCCGUGGCUGCUUAAGCCGGUUGUCGGCCUCGUGGCUGGUCUCCCCAUCUACUACUACUGGUUGCGAAUGAUAGCUUUCCUCUACCCCACGUACAAGCAGCGGAUCGUAUACCUUCAAACAAGCAAACAAUGUCCCCCCGAGGACAUGGUCACUUGGAUGGUGGAUCUGGCCUUAAAAUGCAACCCAGGGAAAACCCCGAGCAUCAGUGCGCUUAUAGUCCGGCUGACUCUCGUCCUCGAAAGUGCUAUUCGCGAGAGUCUGCGCCUGAGUCCACUUUCCGACCGCAUGCUUUCUCGUCGGGUCGUUCAGAAGGGUGGGAUCAGGUUGCCGGACGGCCAGCUUCUUCGCCAUGGGACGUGGAUCGCUGUCGCGGCGACAGGCAUUCACCGGGACGAGUGCAACUAUGAGUCUCCGAAUGAAUACCGGCCAUUUAGAUUUUGUUCCACCGAGGAGAAAACGGGGAAACCCAAGGCGUCCACUCCGAUUCCCGCGACAAGCGAGAAGUUCCUGGCUUUUGGUCAUGGGCGGCAUUCUUGUCCUGGCCGUUGGUUUGCUUCUUAUGCAAUGAAGGUGAUGAUUGGGUAUAUAUUGGUCAACUAUGAGAUUGAGCCGUUGGACAAUCGCCCGUCCAAUUCAAUUGUUGGUCAGACAAUUGUUCCUCCACUAGAGGUCAAGAUUCGGGUGCGGCGGAAGACUGAAACCGAAUGCAAAUGA
Molecule: messenger RNA, 1200 nt
Organism: Hirsutella rhossiliensis
Lineage: Eukaryota; Fungi; Ascomycota; Sordariomycetes; Hypocreales; Ophiocordycipitaceae
Product: cytochrome p450 domain-containing protein
Exons: 4
Coding region: 1-1200 (399 amino acids)
Molecular function (GO): iron ion binding; oxidoreductase activity, acting on paired donors, with incorporation or reduction of molecular oxygen; heme binding
Source: RefSeq, a predicted model, not a curated record